Molecule: messenger RNA, 2661 nt
Organism: Phragmites australis (common reed)
Lineage: Eukaryota; Viridiplantae; Streptophyta; Magnoliopsida; Poales; Poaceae
Product: C2 domain-containing protein At1g53590-like
Exons: 12
Coding region: 329-2395 (688 amino acids)
Molecular function (GO): lipid binding
Source: RefSeq, a predicted model, not a curated record
ACUAUUUCCGUCGCGAAGGUGAGGCGAUGCUGAUUCCCGCAUCCGCAGCUCGGGGCGCGGUCGGCGAGUGAGACGGAAGUGAGGCAGAGAGCCUCCCGUCCACAUCGGCUGCCGCGUCGGUUAUUUUAGCCCGGCGGCCCGCCUUUCCACGCGCCGACCUCUGCCUUCCGCUCGCCACUUCUUGUCCCCGCCGCCCCGCGGCCUCGUUCCGCCCGGCACGGGCAUGCGGAGCGGCGUCGGUGCGUCCUGACAAACAGAGAGAGAGACCGCGCGAGCGCGCGAGCGGUCGAGUGGAACCAGUAGACCAGAGGCGGAGGUUGCCGGCCGGAUGGAUAUCACGGAGGUCACGGUGGUGCACCACGCCGCGCUGGUGCUGGCGGCGCUCUGGGCCGCCGUGGCCGCCGGGUGGACGUACCCGGUGCUCUUCCUCGCCGCGCUCCUCUACAUCUUCGCGGUGAAUGAACGGUACACAAUGAGACUGCAGAGACGGCUACAGUAUGAGGAAAGGAAAUGUGCCAAUCAGAGAAAGCUUCUCUCUGAUGCAGAGACUGUUAGGUGGUUAAAUUAUGCUGUGGAAAAGAUCUGGCCAGUUUGCAUGGAGAGGGUUGCAUCCCAGCAGUUCCUUUUGCCAAUAUUCCCGUGGUUCCUAGAGAAGUUCAAACCAUGGACAGCAAGGAAAGCAGUUAUCCAAAGCCUUUACUUGGGUAGGAACCCGCCAAUGUUUACAGAUAUUAGAGUUGUUAGCCAAUCAACUGAUGAUGACCAUUUGGUUCUGGAGAUAGGGAUGAACUUUCUUUCAGCCGAUGAUAUGGAUGCAAGAAUGGCUGUGCAACUAAGGAAGAGAUUAGGAUUUGGCAUUACAACAAACAUGCAUAUAACUGGGAUGCAUGUUGAAGGAAAAGUCCUGGUAGGGGUGAGGUUUCUCCAACAGUGGCCAUUCAUUGGUCGUGUAAGAGUUUGCUUUGUUGAGCCUCCAUACUUCCAAAUGACAGUGAAACCUUUAUUCAGUCACGGGCUUGAUGUAACUGAACUUCCAGGAAUUUCUGGAUGGCUUGACAGAAUGUUGGAUGUUGCCUUCGGGCAGACCCUUGUUGAGCCUAACAUGCUAGUUAUUGAUCUGGAAAAGUUUGCCUCCGAAUCAACAGAGAGCUGGUUUAGUGUUGAUGAGAAACCACCUAUUGCACAUGCCAAGGUAGAGAUCGUGGAAGGUGCUGACAUGAAGCCAUCUGAUCCAAACGGACUAGCUGAUCCAUAUGUGAAAGGUCAUCUUGGACCCUACCGUUUUCAGACAAAGAUCCAUAAGAAAACUCUUAACCCGAAAUGGCUCGAGGAGUUUAAAAUACCAAUUACUUCAUGGGAAGCAAUCAAUCUUCUUUCUCUUCAAGUUCGAGAUAAGGAUCCCAUCUUUGAUGACACUCUGGGUGAUUGUUCCAUAAGCAUCAACAAAUUGAGAGGUGGACAAAGGCAUGAUAUAUGGAUGGCACUAAAGAAUAUAAAGACGGGGAGGAUUCACAUUGCUGUAACUGUACUUGAAGACGAAAAUGAAAAGGUUCCUAAUGAUGAAGAGGAACAGUGUGGGACACCCAAGGGGGGAAAAGCCAGCACACCUAUGUCCAGCAUUUCAUCCAGGACCAACGCUGAAAGUGAAUCUUCCGAUGAAUUUCGAAAGAUGUCUGAUGAAUACGAGCCAGUUGACAUCGAGGGAUUGGAAAAGGCUGAUGUUUGGGUACAUCGCCCGGGCAGCGAUGUCACCAGUACAUGGGAACCUCGGAAAGGACGUCCUCGGUGCCAGGAUUCCAAAAUCCACCGGGAGAACGAUGCUUGCAGCGAUAGCCCAAGGUCAUCAGUAUCAGAAUCUCAGAGAAGUGACUCCAGUAACGAAGAACCUGCCAACGAUAGAUCGCACCGUCACCUCCACAAGGUCAAGAAGGGUUUGGGCAAACUAGCUGGAGCUGUCUUCCACAGGAGCCCAAAGAAAGAGAGUGAUGAUGAAGCUUCCCCAUGCUUGACGCCUCACCCAAACAUUCGGCCAAUUGGAGAAAGCAGUGUUUCGGUGACAUAUGUGGUCGAUCAAGAUCCUGGGAAUAACAGAACGCAGCAGAGAGCAGAUGACCAGCAUUCAAGCCCUGAGGCAGAGGAACUGGAUAGCCCAACCAAGAAGCACCUGAGGAAGAAGGCAGCUGACAUGGUGAAACAUGCAGGGAAAACCGCUCAUAACCUUAAAACCAUGUUCAGCAAAAAGAGCCUUGACAAGAACAAAGAAGAAUGCCAAAAUGAUGAGAAAGAUGAUCCUGCUGCGACGAAAAUGGACAUGGUGGAAGUGGAUCCUCCUGCGCCAAGCAACGCUGCGGUAGAUGCACCAGGGCCUGCAGAUGAUGGCAAUGACAAGGUGUAGUGAAACAUAUCCUGCGCUCUGUUACUUCUGUAUGCUGUUACAGAAGACCGUGGGUUAAGCCUGUGUAGGUAGUUACCAGAUAGUAGGUAGUUACCCUGACAACCGACACAGAGGUCAGAUCUUGAGAGUACUAGGUUAUGUUUUUUUUUUUCGUGUGUUCAGUGCUCGUAGAGUAAUUUCUGUAAAUAUCCAUGUAGAUUCCUGGAAGUGUUGUUUCAUGGCUUAAACGCACCACCUCUACACAGUAAAAGUACAAGUUGACAACA